Molecule: messenger RNA, 1614 nt
Organism: Orbilia oligospora ATCC 24927
Lineage: Eukaryota; Fungi; Ascomycota; Orbiliomycetes; Orbiliales; Orbiliaceae
Exons: 6
Coding region: 1-1614 (537 amino acids)
Biological process (GO): transmembrane transport; carbohydrate transport
Cellular component (GO): membrane
Molecular function (GO): carbohydrate:proton symporter activity
Source: RefSeq, a predicted model, not a curated record
AUGGCUCCCAUGGGUGCACAAAUCGGUAACCCAGCCGAUCCAAUCGUGACGGCUUUGGUUGAGCAGGACAAGAUACCAUGGUACAAGAAGAAAAAUCUUAGAUACCUAUACCUGAUCAUGUUCCCGACAUGUAUUGGUAUUGAAAUGACGUCUGGUUUUGAUUCUUCCAUGAUGAAUGGUCUUCAGGCAGUCCAGAACUGGGAUGAAUAUUUCGACUUUCCUCGUGGUUCAAGACUUGGUAUUUUUAGCGCUUCAUACAACUUGGGAGCUAUUGUCGGUCUUCCUUUCGUCCCAAUGAUCUCUCAUAGGUGGGGAAGAAAAUGGACAAUCAUAUUCGGAUCCAUAAUCAUGAUCAUCGGGGCCGUCAUUCAGGGUGCAAGCCAGAAUUUUGCCAUGUUCACUAUUUCUCGUAUUAUUCUCGGUUUUGGUAUUCCCUAUGGCAUUGUCGGUGCUUCGGCACUCAUUGGUGAAACGGCCUAUCCAAAGGAAAGAGCAACCUUGACGGCUGUAUUCAAUGCAUCUUGGUUCAUUGGGGCCAUCAUUGCGGCUUCUAUUACCUUGGGGACAUUUGCCAUGCCGAAUACUUGGAGUUGGAGAAUCCCAAGUUUCCUACAAGUCGUUCCGUCAUUGCUGCAAAUUAUUUUCAUGCCAUGGAUGCCUGAAAGCCCUCGUUUCUUGAUCCAAAAAGAUCGAAUCGAAGAAGCCCGAGAUUUCUUCAUUAAAUACCAUGCGGAAGGCGACGCCGACAGUGAACUCGUCAAAGCCGAAAUUGUCCAAGUCCAAACUGCGAUUACAAUCGAACUCGAACACUCCAAACUUGGCUGGCGAGAACUUUUCAGAACUCCCGGUAAUCGUCGCAGAGCCACCAUCACUGGUUUCCUGGGUCUCUUCACCCAAUGGUCUGGAAACACUCUCAUCAGUUACUACCUCGUACGGAUUCUCAACCAAGCUGGCAUCACCGAGAAGAGCACACAAACUAGAAUUAAUCUUGGAAGAACAUGUUGGGAUUUCUUGAACGGUACUAUUAUUGCUCUCAAUGUGCCGAGAUUAUUGAAGCGCAGAACCGGAUAUUUUAUCUGUACUAUUGGCUUGCUCUGUGUAUACGUCUCUUGGACAAUUUCUGCAUCCCAGUACGCACAGACGAAACACCAAUCCGCUGGUUAUGCCGUCUUGGUUAUGAUUUUCUUGUACAGUCCGUUCUACAACGUUGGUUACAACUCUUUGACAUACACUUACCUUGUCGAACUUUUCCCAUACCACAUCAGAACAAACGGAAUUGCAUUUUUCCAAGCUUUCGGCAGAUUAGCUGGCUUCUUCAACAACUUUGUGAACCCAAUUGCCCUGGAAGCCAUCGCAUGGAAGUAUUAUAUCACUUAUUGCGUCUGGCUCGGCUUCGAAAUCAUCUUCGUCUACUUCAUGUUCCCAGAAACUUCGGGACGUACUCUCGAAGAACUAGCCUUCUUGUUCGAGGGUUCUGAGAACAACGACAUCCUGAGCAAGGCCACCGAAAAACAACUUGGCGACAAUAUUCACCUUGAUGAUGUUCCAGUUGUUGGAGGUCAGAAGGAUGAGGAGAGGCCCGCUGUCCAGGAAAUCGAAGCCACUGUGAGAUAG